Molecule: messenger RNA, 4085 nt
Organism: Salvelinus fontinalis (brook trout)
Lineage: Eukaryota; Metazoa; Chordata; Actinopteri; Salmoniformes; Salmonidae
Product: delta-1-pyrroline-5-carboxylate dehydrogenase, mitochondrial-like
Exons: 15
Coding region: 188-1858 (556 amino acids)
Molecular function (GO): L-glutamate gamma-semialdehyde dehydrogenase (NAD+) activity
Source: RefSeq, a predicted model, not a curated record
UAUUGGUACGGGCCGAAUCCUCUGAACUCGCUAUACGUGCAACCAGUAGGCUACAUUCUCAAGAUAUCAAACAGCUUCAAUGUUUCUAAUCGGUUUUGAUACAUUGUAUCGGUUGCCUGAAGUAGUCUUAUAAGGGUGUGUUUUUAUUAGAUUGUCCCUUUUCUCUCUACAUAUUUUCCAUUGGAACAUGCUGCGUGUGAGAUCAGCAUUCUAUCAGUCUUGGAGGGGGUUCAGGACCUUCCCCUAUGCAGCUGUUGAGGUGAAGAAUGAGCCCAUCCUGGGAUUCAACGAGGGCAGUCUAGAGAGGGCCGAGCUGCAGAAGGCCCUGGAUGACCUGAAGGGGAAGACAGAGGAGAUUCCCUGUGUGGUUGGAGAUGAACAUGUGUGGACCAAAGACAUCAGAUACCAGCUAUCGCCCUUCAACCACUCUCACAAACUGGCCAAGUUUUGCUAUGCUGACAAGGAGCUGCUCAACAAGGCUAUCUUGGCCUCUGUGGCGGCGAGGAGAGAAUGGGACCUGAAACCCAUCCAGGACCGAGCCCAGGUCCUCUUUAAGGCUGCUGACAUCAUCAGUGGACCUAAGAGAGCUGAGAUUCUGGCCAAAACCAUGAUAGGCCAGGGUAAAACAGUGGUGCAGGCAGAGAUUGAUGCAGCUGCAGAGCUAAUAGACUUCUUCCGGUUCAAUGCGAAGCACGCUGUUGAACUGGAGAGCCAGCAGCCCCUGGACAGUGAUGGUAGCACCAACACCAUGCUCUACCGUGGGCUGGAGGGUUUCAUAGCUGCUGUUGCCCCAUUUAACUUCACUGCAAUUGGUGGAAACCUGGCAGGUACACCUGCUCUCAUGGGUAAUGUAGUUCUGUGGAAGCCUAGUGACACAGCCAUGUCAGCUAGCUACGCUGUCUACAAUGUCCUCCGGGAUUCAGGGUUGCCCCCCAACAUCAUCCAGUUUGUGCCGGCUGAUGGACCAGUAUUUGGAGACACCAUCACCUCCUCUGAACACCUUGCUGGCAUCAACUUCACUGGCAGUGUCCCUACCUUCAAGCACCUGUGGAAACAGGUGGCCCAGAACCUGGAUGUCUACAAGAAUUUUCCUCGGGUGGCAGGAGAAUGUGGCGGUAAGAACUUCCAUUUUGUGCACAAGUCAGCAGAUGUGCAGAGUGUUGUGACUGGGACCAUCCGCUCAGCGUUUGAGUAUGGAGGGCAGAAGUGCUCGGCCUGCUCCAGGAUGUAUGUACCAGACUCUCUGUGGCCCCAGAUCAAACAGGGGCUCCUGGACAUCCACAAGCAGCUCAAAGUGGGAGACCCUGUGGACGACUGGAGUACAUUCUUCUCUGCUGUGAUUGAUGACAAGUCCUUUGCUCGUAUUAAGAAGUGGUUGGACCAUGCCAAGUCUUCCCCUAAGUUGAACAUUAUUGCUGGGGGCCACUGUGAUGACAAGAAGGGUUACUUUGUGGAGCCCACCAUCAUUGAGAGCACAGACCCACAAGAAGCCAUCAUGGCCGAGGAAAUCUUUGGGCCAGUUCUGUCUGUCUAUGUUUACCCUGAGAACGACUACCUGGAAGUUCUGCACCUGAUAGACAACACAUCACCAUAUGCCCUGACAGGAGCGGUCUUUGCUCUCGAUAAGAAUGUUGUGAAUGAGGCAGCCAAAGCCUUGCGGAACGCUGCAGGAAAUUACUAUGUGAACGACAAGUCCACUGGCUCUAUUGUCGCCCAGCAACCAUUUGGUGGCGCCAGAGCUUCAGGUACUAAUGACAAACCUGGUGGUCCUCACUACGUACUGCGAUGGACGUCCCCACUGGUGGUCAAGGCCACCCACGUCCUGCUCCGAGAAUGGAAGUACCCCUAUAUGGGUUAAAAAGACAGUACUCUACCCCUUCCUCACCUACCUAGGCCUCCUUCAUCCAAUCCUAGUUCUGUAGAGGAAUCUGUAGGCGUUUUCUCCAGUCAAGACGGACAAUGAAAUGAAGAGAAAAAUACUCUCCUUAUUCAUCCAAGUUUUGUCCAUUUUUGCCCUUAUAAGUAUGCACUGAAUCUAUACACAAGUACGAAGGUAAUUAUAAGCUGUUCUAAAUUGAAAGUGGGAGCACCAGUGCCCCUCUGGCACUUCAUGAGAUCAGCAGGAGCUGCAGCUGACCCAGCCAAGUUGCCUGCUAGCUGUACAGAAGAAUGACAAUAUGAAAACGUCCCAUGGAUCCACAGACAUAGUAAAACUGUGUGGUCUACCAUGGAUUCCACAGACGUAAUAAUCAAUCAUCUGUUUUUAAUCAAAUGGCUGCUUUGUGCUUUUUUACCAUCUCAGUACAGACUGGUCCUGAGAUGUAGACUACUCACUGUUAGGUUGUCUCCGCCUGUUCUGUCCUAAGGAAAGUAUUCAAAGAGUUGUUAAGCAUCAAAUACUUUAUGAGAGGAAGAUGUUUUUUUUAUUCAUACAAAACUGACUGUAUUAUAAAAAUUAACUGACCGUCUAUCACCUUAACAUCCUUUGACAAAAACAAUAACACUGAGUUUCGACCAUGAAUAUUUCAUGACAGCUAAAGUUCAAGUAUCAAAAUGUUUAUAAUUUUAAGUGUUUGUGAUGGCAAAAAGAGCAAAGAAUGGUUAUCUUCCUUUUUUGGUGCUAAGAAAGUCCUUACUAACAGUCCUUAACCUAAACUCAGUUCCUCGCUGUGUUCUGAUUGAUUUGCUGUAUUGUCACACUAAUACUCAUCCUCCUGACUGUCUCUGAUAGGAAAGGUGAUGUACUUGACUUGUUACACUUGAGCUAUGGCUGUAGGAGGACCAUGUGUUUAUUUAUAAAGCCCUCAGCAUAUGUCACAAAGUGCUUAUACAGAAACCCAGCCUAAAACCCCAAAGAGCAAGCAAUGCAGAUGUAAAGUACAGUAGCUAGGAAAAACUCCCUAGAAAGGCAGGAGCCUAGGAAGAAACCUAGAGAGGAACCAGGCUCUGAGGGGUGGCCACUCUUGGCUGUUCUGGGUGGAGAUUUAUAAUAGUACAUGGCCAGAUCGUUCUUGAAUAUGUUCAAACGAGAGGGUCGAAAACAGCAGGUCCUGGACAAGGUAGCACGUCCGGUGUACAGGUCAGGGUUCCAUUGCCGCAUGCAAACAGCAGAAACUGGAUCAGCAGCACGACCAGUUAGACUGGGGACAGGGACAGCCAGGAGUCGUCAUGCCAGGUAGUCCUGAGGGAUGGUCCUCUGGGAGGGGGGAGAGAAAGAGAGACAUUGAGACUACGCAUGACAGCCUGGUCUCAUAGACCAGACAUAACAUACUAAAAGUAAAUCCGGGACACUCAAAUUAGUAUGAUAUUUUAUGUUUGGUAUGGUAACGUGAGAAAAAAACAAAAGUAGGGUGGUUGGUCAGGCAUAUAACGUAAAUGUCUAGCAACCCAAAGGUUGCGAGUUCGAAUCUCAUUACGGACAACUUUCACAUUUUACUUUUCAACUACCAAACCCUUAACCCUUUUUAGCUAACCCCUAUCCUAGCUAACAUUAGCCACCUAGCUAGAAUUUGUAACAUAUCAUACGUUUUGAAAAUUCAUAACAUAUUGUAUAUUUUCCAAAUACAUAACAUAUUGUACGUUUUUCAAAUUCGUAACAUAUCAUACAAAAUGGGUGAUGGACAUCCACAAAUUAAUACAUACCAUAUGAAACGUAACAUACUAAAUGGAGUGUCUUGGAUUUCCGUUAAGAAUAUUACGAAAUGCUCUGAGACCCGGUUGAGCAUGAGGGUGCUGUUACCUUUUUACUUAAACCCCACUUUGCCAUCUAAUCAUGUUUACCUCAGCAACCGCACACUUACUGUUCUUUUCCAAUUGUGGAAUAUUUGACUGAACGUUUGCAAAAAAUGUAUGCAAGUGCUAAUUGCUUCAACUUCAUGUGAUUGCUUUGUCUCAAUCUGAAUUUCAUGCCAUCUUUAUUGUUUUGAAAACAAUUUCAGGGGGAUAUAUUUUAAUAAAAUGUUUUAAUAUUUUUCUGUUAAAUGCUAAUAGAAAUGAUUUGUCUUCGAUUGUGCCUGUAUUGGUAAUAAUAGAGAUGGACCUUUAUUGAAUUUGUAAUAAUGGUCAUUAAAUUAUUUCAGAAAGUA